CUGCUCCGCCGGCUAGGGUUUUGGUGAGUGCGCGCUUCUUUCUCAUUCUCGCGUCCGCCGCCGAGCCAAUCUCAGAAGGUGCGACCGGGAAGAACGCCGUUCUAAAAUGGGGAAGGGCACGGGGAGCUUCGGCAAGAGGAGGAACAAGACCCACACGCUCUGCGUGAGGUGUGGCCGCAGGAGCUUCCACCUCCAGAAGAGCCGUUGCGCCUCCUGUGGAUACCCCUCUGCGCGAAUCCGCAAGUAUAAUUGGAGUGUGAAGGCCAUAAGAAGAAAGACAACAGGCACAGGAAGGAUGAGGUAUCUUCGUCACUUGCCUCGAAGGUUCAAGAGCAAUUUCAGAGAAGGAACUGAAGCAACUCCAAGGAGGAGGGCUACAGCAGCGACAUCUUCUUAACGGGGUCAGAGAGCUGCUUCCAUUUGGAUGACAGUCACCAAGAAGCAUUUUGAUCAGUUCUGCUUGACCAGUUUUUUUUGUUUGUUUGAUUCUCGUUGAGUUACAUUUUAGCAAAUUUUUAUUACUGAGAAUCGAAGGACAUAAUUGUUUACAUGCUUAAUUUGGUUAAAGGCAGUUUGGUUAUCAGGAUGAACCAUUCAUCUGUUAUCAUUGGCUGUGUACUUUAGAGUCAAUUAAAUGGAUCUUACCGAGGAGCUGUAUCUUCUUCGUGGUUUGAGUUCUCACAUGCUGUUCUUCUUUAAAUGAGUUUCUGGUUGGCUA
Molecule: messenger RNA, 718 nt
Organism: Phoenix dactylifera (date palm)
Lineage: Eukaryota; Viridiplantae; Streptophyta; Magnoliopsida; Arecales; Arecaceae
Source: RefSeq, a predicted model, not a curated record